AUGUCAGGGAAUGACUGGCCGCCAUGGGAACGAUUUAACGAUUGGGUACACUCCAUUUGCGUUGUCACCUUCGAUUUGGAAUUGGGACAAGCUCUUGAGGUUAUCUAUCCUGGGGAUGCUGUACUGAGUACUCAAGAGAAGACAAAUAUCUGCUAUCUGGCAUUUCCUGACUCAAAUAGCGGUAACACUAAAGACACAAACUUUCAUUUUCGGAUACGAAGGAGCAUAACGGAAAUAACUUCCUCGCAACGAACUCUAUUAGAACGUUCUUCCCAUUCCGCAUCAUUUGAUCCCAGUUACCUGUAUGGUUUUGUCCAUUUCCGUCAGCAAAAAGACUCGUCGAUCCAACGAGGUUAUUACCAGAAGAGCUUAGUGUUAAUCACCAUACUUCCAUUCUUCAAUCUCUUCUCUGUAGUCAUCGAACGGAUAGCACUGCAGUUUUUUGAGAAUGGCGAGCCUGCCAUUGAAGCAGCAUGUCAUGACAUGGACCAGUGGCCGUCGCCAUGCGCUGGAGAACCGCUUUCAUUACCGUUGCUGGGCUCCCUUUUACGGAUUCGAAUCCCCUGUCAAGCUGACUUACCCAUAGACUUUCGCAUGAUGCCUCCUUUAAAAGACAUCAAUGGUAGCAACAUGGAUACAGUGUUAAUAUCGUCCGUCCAUCAGGUCGAUAUGUACAAAGCUCUGCAUACUGUUAUCAACCAGCUACAAUUGCUAUGGGAAUUGGUUCUGAUCGGUGAGCCACUACUCGUAAUGGCCAACACACCUCAGCGUUGUUCGUCAAUUGUGCAGGCUUUGGUCUCACUCAUUGCGCCACUACGAUAUCAUAACGAUUACCGCCCUUUUUUUACCAUUCAUGACUCCGAAUUCAAGGAAUACUCUUCCAGAAGUCGAACACCGCCACGAGUAAUAUUAGGUGUGACGAAUCCAUUCUUUAUCAAAGCGCUCGACCAUUGGCCGCAUAUUCUAAAGGUUGGCGAUAAAGUUGAAGGCACCGAAACACCGGAACGUCAAGAAAAGACAAGGAAGAACUGGGAUGGCCGAACUCUUGAUACGAAGCCUGGCAUAUACACUCAAUACAAAGCUUAUUUGAAUAAGGAUAAAAGCGUCGCUAAGAAGUUGCUGAAGGGUGAUCGACCUUCAGAGGUUCAAUGCAACAUAUUACGAAGACAUUUUCUCGAGUUGACGCAAAGUUUCAUGAUUCCGUUGGAACGGUAUUUGUCAUCUCUUAUGCCGCUUCGGAAAGAAAUGUCGCCUUUCAAGGCUAUACCUAGUGCGCGACCAUUUUCUAUUGAUGAUUUCUUAUUAACAAUUGAUGGUUCUGGCCCAUCGUUAACUUGUGGAGUGAAAGGAGACUGGCCAGGGUUGUACCGCCGUUUUGUUGGCAGUGCGAAUUUCGCUGGAUGGUUGGCGAAUCGUAGUCGAGAUGUAAGCGCGCAACUCAAGGCGCAGUACGUGGAGGCAUUAUGUUCAGCAGACCUUGGUUCAAAAGUUUUGGCAACCAAACAUCACGUUGAAAUAGUGGAUUUGGUAUUGAGAGUUCGACAACGGAUAAUUGAAUUAGAGGAGGCUAGUGAAAAACGCCAUCAGUUGGUGCGCCAGAUUGUCUCCAUUCUGUCCUGUGUUGAUGAAGAGCUGAAGCAGGUGUUAAUGUCGAACUGUUCCCUCCGUGAAAUUGUUUCAUAA
Messenger RNA from Necator americanus (New World hookworm), 1683 nucleotides. RefSeq lists its product as uncharacterized. Lineage: Eukaryota; Metazoa; Nematoda; Chromadorea; Rhabditida; Ancylostomatidae. The transcript is spliced from 15 exons. Gene Ontology annotation, cellular component: recycling endosome. The coding region runs from base 1 to 1683 and encodes 560 amino acids. Gene Ontology annotation, molecular function: guanyl-nucleotide exchange factor activity. The record is from RefSeq and is a predicted model, not a curated record.